This is a messenger RNA of Pygocentrus nattereri (red-bellied piranha), 1479 nucleotides long. It is a transcript of the gene saraf, whose product is annotated as store-operated calcium entry-associated regulatory factor. NCBI's taxonomy places the organism in Eukaryota, Metazoa, Chordata, Actinopteri, Characiformes, Serrasalmidae. Gene Ontology annotation, cellular component: endoplasmic reticulum membrane. The coding region runs from base 164 to 1168 and encodes 334 amino acids. The record is from RefSeq and is a predicted model, not a curated record. Gene Ontology annotation, biological process: regulation of store-operated calcium entry. The transcript has 6 exons.
CCUAAAAACAAGCGCGCACAAGGAAGAGGAAGUUGCGACGUGUAUUAGUUUGUUUUCAUCGGGUUACAUCACGGUCCACCUUAAAUAAGAGCUUUUAAACUCGUUUAGAGCGUCUCAGGUCUUUCAGGCAGCUCUGUAAAUCAGCAAAUCUCCUUAAGCGGACAUGGAGGCCGAGCUGUUCCUGCUCAAUCUUCUCUUUCUGCCCUUCGUCCACGGCUGGAAUAAUAAUGGUGCCGUGUUGCUGCGUGAUGUUCAGGCGCUGACGCUCUACAGGGGGCGCUACACCGCCGCACGCCGCACCAGCCCCAUUCCUCAGCUGCAGUGCGUCGGCGGAUCCGCCGGCUGUGGCUCCUUCACACCGGAGGUGGUCCAGUGUCAGAACAAAGGAUGGGACGGGGUGGACGUGCAGUGGGAGUGUAAAGCUGACAUGGAUAACUGGUACAGGUUUGGUCGAGUGGAGGUGUCGUGUGAAGGUUUCAACAGUCCUGACGACCCGUACGUGCUGCAGGGGUCGUGUGGUCUGGAGUACACUCUGGAGCUCACAGCAGAGGGCCGGCAGAACCAAGGGUCCCGCGGCUCCUCCGGCUCGUCCGGGUUCGCCGGGUUCGCUUCCAGCUUCUUCCAAGAUAAAGGCCACAGCGCCAGUGGCGGCAGCGGAUAUUAUCAGCAGGGCGGUUCCUCAGGGGAAAGUGCUGGAGGUUUGAUCGUUAUCGCACUCUUCCUGCUGCUCGCUUACGGCAUCUACAAGCUGUUCCUGUGCAAUCCCACCCAUGGCCACCAGGGUUCCCAAGGAGAUGGAUCUCAGGGGUUCAACGGAGCCUGGACUAAUGACUACGGCAACACAGGGCCGCCUCCACCCGGGUUUAAGCCUGAUUAUACUGCUCAUUCUCCAGAUUACACCUCCUCUGGACCCAGUUAUGGUUUUGCGGACGCGUACACCAGACCCCACGCCGCGGGGACAGGAUUUACCCGCCCAUCUGGGUUAGGAGGAGGUGGAUUCUGGUCUGGCAUGGGCACUGGUGGACUGCUGGGAUAUCUGUUUGGAAAUCAGAGACGUCAGCCCUAUAGCGGCCCCACCGGACACUCCAACUUCACCGCUCCUUCUGCCCCCAAAACGAGCUCCGGAACACGAACCGCCUCAGGCUUUGGCGGGACGAAAAGAAGAUAAGUAGCAGUGAAAUGCGGACCGUCCUCCUGAGACCACAACUCAUCGCAGCUGAAGUGUGAAGACAUUGAAGGAAGACACGAGUGGGGUGCUUUACUAAACUGAUCUUGGGGAUUAGUGAGCUAACUUUCAGCACAUGCUGAGCUCAGCUUUGGGCUCUGACAGUGCUGUGUCAAAAGUCAAGUUACACAGGUCCACUGUGUCAUAUCAUAAAAAAAAAAGUAGAAUUUAGUUUUUCCCCCAAUUGUUGAUUAUAGUGUACACUGCAAAAAUGAUCUUGUCAAGUAAAAUGAUCUUAAAUAUAGUCAGUACAU